GCCGCCGCCGCUGCUCGGCCGGAGCCCCGCGCGGGCCUGGGCGCGGAGGCGGCGGCGGCGGCGCCGGGCGGCAGGUGCUGGAUUCGCGAGUCAGCAGAUGGGCUCCUGUCGGAGGAGGUCCAGGCGUUGAGGGAGGUGUGCCAGACCGCCAGCGCCGCCGCGGCCGCCGCCGAGCAGCGCUGCGGCGCGCCGCUGGCUCGCCUGGAGGCCGAGGUUGCGCUGCUGCAGGGGCGGGGCGCGAGGGUGGAGGAGGACUUGGCGGCGCUGUUCCGGGACCGCGAGGGUGCCGCGCAGGCCCUGGCGCGCGCCGCCCGUACAGCCGCGAGCCUGGAAGCGGCGGAGCGGCACUUGUCGGAGGAGAAG
This is a messenger RNA of Prorocentrum cordatum, 363 nucleotides long. Lineage: Eukaryota; Dinophyceae; Prorocentrales; Prorocentraceae. The record is from the annotation of a GenBank genome assembly.